AUGGGACUUUGGACCAAUGGGACUUUGGACCAAUGGGACUUUGGACCAAUGGGACUUCGGACCAAUGGGACUUCGGACUAAAGAGACGUCCCCGCUUUUAGUAGACAUGAUUGUAAACACAGCAUGACGUCAUUAUGUCGCAGGUCCGUAGCUUUCUUUUUUGGUACAUUUUGUCAUGUUUGAAUGAUUAUACCUUGAAGCCUUUUCUAGUUUUGUCCCCGUCACUUCAACUUUUUUUAAGGAAGCUUCUGUGUAAGAUUCCGGUAAAUACCUGACUCUUGGAGCUCAAGAAACAAUGACGUCACGUACGUGCUUUACAGAUCAUUCCCAGCACGCUAUCAAGCACUGUACACUCCUGGUGGCCCCCUCAGUGGCGAAAGCAUCGUGCCAGCUAUAAAUGGUCAGAUAAUCCGUCAUGUGGCAAUUGCUUUGUAUAGACCUUUCUACUCUCGGUUGGCAAACUGCAUUUUUGCCAACCAUGGGUUGCAAAAGACUAGUAUGGAAGACCUAACGCUGCAAAAAUGAAGAAGAGUUAUUAAAGAAAACUAAAACAUUAUUUGAUUGUUGGAAAUAUAACAUUGUCUACAAACAACAACAUCAUUACUACACAUGCCUUUUGACUAUGUAUUGAAGGUGCAAUGAGGACGUUUUCUGGAAAAAUAAGGCCAACCCCGGCUUCAAUUUAUGUGCCUUGCGGCAGUCCAUAGAAAAUGGCAUCAAUGUUUACAAACAAAAGAAAGGUCUAUUAUACACCUUAUUCACGAGAAAGCCAUUUUGGACGGGUUCCCUGAAUGUAUUUUAUUGAUUGGGAACUGUUGAAUGGGAUGGUGCCAGACUACUUAUACAUUCUAGCCUCACUUUCAUUGUUUUUUUGUAGCUGCUUAAAACAUAUAAAGGGUAUGUUUAAAUCACAAAUUUAAAAUUAUUCAAUAGAGCAGACAGGUAUAACGUGUAAUUAAGUCAUUGCUAAUUUCAUUUCUCUUCGCAAGUUCCAGAAAUGAAGAUUUUACCUCACCUUAAAUUCAAUAUUGCCGACUCGUGACUAAGGCCCAUAGUUUGCCAAAGUACUUCCGCCAUUUCAGGUGGCCUCCGUGAAUGUUCAAUGAUAACGUGUUUGUAUUCGUCAGUUAUGAUCAUUUUCAUACCAUUCAGAACUAGAGGUCUAAAAAGAAAAGACGCAAAGGCCAGCAAACUAAGCCACAUUUAGUUCCUCAUUACAGUUAAAACUAUAUCUUGGGUUAUAACUAUCGCCUGCUUGUUGAGUUUAAGCAUUGUUUCAUUGUGAUUAAAACCAAUCAAGUAUUGAUUGCAUCUGGUAUUAUAUUUAGUAUUCCUUUAACAUUUUCAGUCAAAAUGUGGUAGGUUUGUUUUUUUGUUAUCAAGAAGAUCCAGAAAAGUCGUCCUGCGAACAGAUUAUUCCUUAUUUCCAAUAAAAAUCCGAUUUUACCCAAUAUUAAUUAUACACAAUGUCUAGCCGUGUGGUUCACUGUGGGUAUUUUAAAAGCAGGAGACCUGAGCUAUCCUGAGCGAAAUAUUUCUUGACAUAUUUCCCAAAAAAGCUGAUCUCAUUUGUAAAUCUAAAGUGUACUGCAGGCCGAAAACGGACGAUAUUAGCCCGAGCAAACCAAAAUAAUCCAAGGGUGAUACCUCUGGAAAACAUUUAUGAAUUUCGCAGUUUCGAAUAUGCUGAGCCUUGUGAACAUUUGACAGGGUCGGCCAAUCUUUCUUCCAAAGCAUUAAAAACAAAAUAUUUGAAAUCCGCUGUUUCAUGUGAGCAAUUAGGUCGGGUCAGCCAAACUCUACUCAAUUCCCGAUGGAAGAAGCUUGUUGGCUUGGCCCGUUUGCAGCAUUUACAAUCGGGCAGCUGACCUUUUUUUUCAGCGUCAGCAGACUGUAGUAUAGUACAAUUCGUCAAGCUCGAGUUAAUAAUUAACGGUUUCAAAUUGCUGUGUCACCGAUAAUUCUUAUAUGAUUUGUGUCCCCAAAAGACACAUGAUAAGGUCCAAUCGGGCUUUAUGGGGGAAAAUGCAUGCUCAUAUCACUCUGGCAAUAUCAAAGUACAUGUAGGCACUUUGUAUAAAGCACUUCAUUCCAGAAGCAACUUGCAACAGCAAAACUACCUGCGUUGAAUUAAGUGGUCGCGGCAUAAAAAAAAGAUCCUGCAACAAACAUGGCGCCGCAGACCGUACUCAUCACUGGGUGCUCGACAGGGAUCGGUUUUGCCACGGCCCUCAUGCUAGCCAAAGACAAGCUUACCAGAUUCAAGGUGUACGCGACAAUGAGGAAUUUGGAGUCAAGAGCCAACCUGGAAAAAGAAGCAGGGAGCACCUUGAACAAGACACUCUUCAUCCGGGAACUCGACGUGACCAAGGACCCGACUAUCAAAUCGGUGGUAGACGAGAUUCUGCGAGACAAUGGAAGAAUCGACGUUCUCGUGAACAACGCUGGCUACAUGGCCUUAGAUGCUAUCGACCAGAAGUCGGUAGAAUGGUGCCAAGUUAUGAUGGAUACCAACUACUGGGGAGUAGUAAGAACAACCAAUGCCGUGUUACCAGCGAUGAAGAAGCAGAUGUCAGGCCGGAUCAUUAACGUUUCCAGUAUGGCCGGCGUCCGAGGUGCUCCGUUUUUUGCUACCUACUCUGCUACCAAGUUCGCCAUGGAAGGAUACUCCGAGUCCAUUGCUCCAGUGUUGAGAGACGGAUACAAUAUCAAGGUGAGCAUCGUUGAACCGGGGCCAGUCAAGACGGAGCUUGCCAACAAGGUCCUUGGUACACCGUUCGAAGAACAAGCCAAAGAUUUUGACCCCAUCUUGCGAGAUGUAUUCGUCACAGGCGUCAAGCGCAUGGCGUCUGCGAUGGCUUCGGUAACUCAAAGCGCCGAUGAGAUAGCCAAGCUGCACAUGGAUAUCAUUCUGAGUGAGACUCCUCACCUGCGCUAUCAGACGACAGAAAACUUGACUAAAACGGCGGCCCUAAAGUUUCGCGAUCCCACCACGGAUUUUCUCCUCGAUAUGCUCAAGCAAAGCCGUUACGCUUCCCCUGCAGAGUAGUGUCAUGUAGUAAAGUCGCAAAUGAAAGAUUAGUUGCUAAGAGUGUACUGUAAGAACACCUAGUUAGAUUUCACUAAAAACAUUCAAACGCGCACCCAGCUGACUACAGCACUUUGACUGAUUUAGUCAAAUGUAAGUGUUUUAUAACUUUCUUAGAGAUAGAAAAUUUUCAAAAUGCACAAAAGGCCAAAAUAGCCACGUGUGUCGAAUUAAACAAAAUUAAAACAAGGCCUAAAUUAAAUGUUUGGGAAAGUGUCAAAUCUUUGUGUGGUGCUGGUCUGCUGAUAUUAAGUUAUCUCAAUGUAGCAGUUACCAAGUUGCCUUUUUGUAGAUAGACCUGAUACAUAAUGACGUCAGGCUUUGACAACGUGUGCAUUCCUAGGUUUGGAGGUAGGUUGGGAAAGGGAGCCAUCAAGCUUCCAUAAGAAGACACACUUGAAUACAAAGCAUGGCGUCACUAUCUCUCAGGUCUGUAGGCCCAUAGCUUUCUUUAUUGGUAUAUUUUGUCAUGUUUUUCAUUAUUAUAUACCUUGUAGCUAUUUUGUCCCCGUCACUUCAAUUUUGUUUAAGCGUUUGUGUAUAGUAAAUAUCCGACUCCUGUUGCUCAAUGAACAAAUGACGUGCUUUACAGACCGUUCCGAGCACGCUAUCAAGCACUGUACACUCACGGAGGCCCCCUUCAAUGGAGAAAGCAUCGUGCCAGCUAUAAAUGGUCAGAUAAUACAUCACGUGGCAAUUGCUUUGUAUUGUAGCUUGCACAAAUACCAUCGCCAUUAUGGAGGGGGCCUCCCUGAAUGUUCAAUGACACCGUGUUUGGAUUCGUUGAUUAUUAUUUUCAUAACCAGGAAAGGCUAGAGAGGUAUCUUCGGCUCUUCAUUACAAUUAACACUAUUUCUUGUGUUAAACCUAUUGCCCGUUCUUGGAUGGAAGUGCAUUGUUUUAUUGUGAUUCAAAUCAAUCAAGUACAACACGUUGUACUCCGUCA
Patiria miniata (bat star) is the source of this 4034-nucleotide messenger RNA. RefSeq names its product retinol dehydrogenase 8-like. Gene Ontology annotation, molecular function: oxidoreductase activity. The record is from RefSeq and is a predicted model, not a curated record. NCBI's taxonomy places the organism in Eukaryota, Metazoa, Echinodermata, Asteroidea, Valvatida, Asterinidae. The transcript has 5 exons. Bases 2171 to 3049 code for a protein of 292 amino acids.